This is a messenger RNA of Pygoscelis adeliae (Adelie penguin), 1818 nucleotides long. It is a transcript of the gene KLHL10, whose product is annotated as kelch-like family member 10. The record is from RefSeq and is a predicted model, not a curated record. Bases 1 to 1818 code for a protein of 605 amino acids. Lineage: Eukaryota; Metazoa; Chordata; Aves; Sphenisciformes; Spheniscidae. Gene Ontology annotation, molecular function: protein binding. The transcript is spliced from 5 exons.
AUGGGCGAUAGCUUGGCACCCACCGGGUAUUCAUCCUUACACAUGGAGAGGAAGAUGAGUGCUAUGGCUUGCACCGUCUUCAACGAGCUUCGCCUGGAAGGGAAACUCUGUGAUGUGAUCAUCAGCGUGGAUGGUAUUGAAUUCAAUGCUCACAAGAACAUCCUCUGUAGCUGCAGUCACUAUUUCAGGGCUUUGUUUACCAGCAGCUGGAACAAUGCAGAGAAGAUAGUGUAUAAAAUCCCUGGCACUUCACCUGAAAUGAUGAGGCUCAUUAUCGAGUACGCCUACACCAGGACAGUACCGGUCACGGCUGACAAUGUUGAAAGUUUGCUAACCGCAGCAGACCAGUUCAAUAUCAUGGGUGUCAUCAGACUGUGCUGCGAGUUCUUAAAAUCCCAGCUAUGCUUGGAAAAUUGCAUCGGCAUCUGCAGACUCACAGAUUAUUACCACUGCCCUGACCUGCGAGAAGCAGCCUAUGUGUUCAUCCUCCAUCACUUCGAGGACAUGACUAAGGUGUCUACAGAGUUUCUAGACCUCUCCGUCAACGAGCUAAAGCACAUCAUUGAGAAGGAUGAGCUCAAUGUGAAACAAGAAGAUGCUGUGUUCGAGGCUAUUGUGAAAUGGAUUGCUCACGACCCGCAGAACAGGAGGCAGCACAUUGCAGUCUUGCUGGGCAAGGUUCGACUGGCACUGAUGCAAGCAGAAUACUUCAUGAACAACGUCAAAACGCACGAUUAUGUGAGGGACAAUGACGAGUGCAAAGUUCUCAUCAUAAACGCGCUGACAGAAAUGUACAACCUCAAUAUGCACGGCCCAUCUUACUCUGAUUUCACCAACCCGCUCAGUCGGCCUCGCCUUCCCUAUGCCAUCUUAUUUGCUAUCGGAGGCUGGAGCGGGGGGAGCCCAACCAACGCCAUUGAAACAUACGACACCCGUGCAGACAAGUGGGUGAACGUCACGUGUGAGCAAGAAAGCCCCCUUGCCUAUCACGGCACUGCUUAUUUAAAAGGCUUUGUCUAUGUUAUCGGAGGAUUUGACAGCGUGGAUUAUUUCAACAGCGUCAAGCGGUUUGACCCACUUAAGAAAACAUGGCAGCAGGUCGCACCCAUGCAUUCGCGGCGCUGCUACGUCAGCGUCGCCGUUCUCCACAACUUCAUCUACGCCAUGGGAGGGUUUGAUGGAUACAUGCGCCUCAACACAGCAGAACGGUACGAGCCAGAGACGAACCAGUGGACACUGGUUGCCCCCAUGCACGAGCAGAGAAGCGAUGCUAGUGCGACCACACUGCAUGAAAAGGUGUAUAUAUGUGGUGGGUUCAACGGAAAUGAAUGCUUGAUCACAGCUGAAGUGUAUGAUGCCACAACAAAUCAAUGGACCUUUAUAGCCCCAAUGAGAAGCAGAAGAAGCGGAGUGGGUGUGAUCGCGUAUGGCAACGAAGUGUAUGCGGUAGGAGGAUUUGAUGGAGUCAACCGGCUUCGGAGCGUGGAAGCUUACAACCCUGUUGCCAACACGUGGCGCACAGUCCACACCAUGUUCAAUCCUCGCAGCAACUUUGGCAUCGAAGUGGUGGAUGAUCUUUUGUUUGUGGUUGGUGGCUUUAACGGUUUUACCACUACUUUCAAUGUUGAGUGUUAUGAUGAAAACGCUAACGAGUGGUACGAUGUUCACGACAUGGGCAUAUACCGUAGUGCUCUGAGCUGCUGUGUGGUGCCAGGUCUAUCUAAUGUCGGGGAGUACGUUGCCAGACGAGACUGCUACGUGGACGACUCUUCAAAGGAAGUCAGGUUCACUUCUUCAACAAGUAGCCUGCCUGUAUAA